Molecule: messenger RNA, 1046 nt
Organism: Harpegnathos saltator (Jerdon's jumping ant)
Lineage: Eukaryota; Metazoa; Arthropoda; Insecta; Hymenoptera; Formicidae
Gene: IFT43
Product: intraflagellar transport 43
Exons: 7
Coding region: 239-835 (198 amino acids)
Biological process (GO): intraciliary retrograde transport
Cellular component (GO): cilium; intraciliary transport particle A
Source: RefSeq, a predicted model, not a curated record
UUUUCUGAACGCAACCAAUGAUGAGAAAAAUGGCGAACGCUCACUCAACAUGUUGCGAAUGAGCGCAUCGCUCAGUAACGUUCAGGACGAAAUCAUUCAACAGUAGCACAACCGUUGAAUGUCGUGAACGCACCCGAUGAAAAUAUAAACUCGAUUGCAUUAGUUGUCAUGGUUACCAUUUGGCAAACACUAUAGCAGCAUUACAAACUGAUCAAGUUUAUUACUUGUGAAAAAGAAAAUGGAUUGGGCUAACGAGCUCGAGAUUACUUCCAAAAAGCUAAUACCACGUCUAGGUAGACGUGCAGGUCAAAACAAUUUGCUGGAAGAAAAGUCUGAUGAUGAUCCUUUAGAGAGUCCAAUUUCCUUGUCUUCUGGAAAAUCUAUUCCUACACAAAGGCCAAUAGUACCGCCUCGUUCAAGGAAAACUGGCUGGAGUGAUGAAUUAAAAAGUGGCAAGUCAAAGACAGUAUCAAAUAUCAUUGAACAACUAUUUCUUAGGGAACGUUUCCGAACGAUGGACAAAGAAGAACUCGAAGAUGAUAUUCCUGUCAUACCAGAUUUGGAUGAAAUUCAGGAAGAUAAUAUUUCACCUGAAAUUGCGAGUGCUCCUGCGGUGAACGCAAAUCGUGUAACUGCAUAUGAAGAAUUGGAUACAGAUCUGGUGAAAAACGCGGCAUUUACAUCAUUGGAUGAUGUUAGCCUUUCGCUACUUGCAGAUAAACUGUACAAUGAAAACUUAGCGAAGGAACCCGAUGAAGUGUGGAAUUGGAAUCUCCUCUUUACGCAAAUUUCUUCUGAAAUUAAUAGCGAGACGCAGGAAAAGAUCACGACUUGAAGCUAUUGAAGCAUUUUGUAAGAUAAAAGGGCCUAAAUACGUUGUUAAUGCGAAGUAUACUUUCGCAUUUUAUAUUCUUAAUGUAAAAAGAAACAUGUUGCCUGACAAAAUGUAUUUCGACUGCAUUCUGAUAGAUAAUGUCGCUUAAUUUUUUAAAUUUCGUAUUGAAUUCCAAACGAUAAUGAAUAAUAACGUCGCAAUUUUAUUAGAA